GAGGGGCUGGAGAAGGCGGGGAAGGGGGCACCGGGGCGGGGUAGUAGCGCAGCGGAGAACCGUGUGUUUGUUUUCUGAGCGGAGAGUGUGCGUAGCGCGCGAGCGGAGAGCCGGCCACUCGCGCGCGCCCCGGCGUGUGCGUGAGCGCGCGCGCACGAGGGAGUGUGCCUAUAUAUCUCCUCGCCUGUUUGUGAGAGAGAGAGAGAGAGGCUGUCGGUGUGGCUGUGGCGGUGUGACAUCUCUUCGCCAGCGGGCUUGUGUGUGUGGUACUGUUGUUGUUGUUGUUGUUGUGGGUAGCUCUCCCCCCCCCCCAUUUCUCUCCCCCCCCUUCUCAGGGAAAGGCGAGUCCCCUCUGCGUCCCUCCCUCCCCCCCCCACCGCCCCUCUCCUCUUCCCUCCCUCCUCGGCUCCCUCUCUCUCUCCCUCCCCUCCGCCCGCUCCCCUUUCUGUGCCUUCUUCCCUCAGAGCUGCCCGCCCGCCCUCGCCUCAGCUGCUUUAAUACCCUUCGGCUGGCCGCCUGCGCCUGAACUCUCCUCGUCGGCGCGCGGCUCUUUCUCCCGCUCGCGCAACAGCAGAAGAGGCAGAAGAAGAAGAGGAAGAAGACAGAGAGCCCCUCGCUCGGACCCUCGCCGGGGGCUCCUGGGCGGCAUGCUUCUGGAUGCGGGGCCGCAGUUCCCGGCGCUGGGCGUGGGCUCCUUCGCCCGGCACCCUCCUCCUCCGUCGGCGGCCGAGAUGCAGGAGCGCGAGCUGAGCCUGCAGAACAGCUUCGUGGACUCGGCGGCGGCGGCGGCUGCGGCGCACCUGGGCGCCUUCAAGCUCAACGCGGCUGCGGCUGCGGCGGCGGCGCACGAGCUGUCUCCGGGCCAGGGCUCGGCCUUCAGCUCGCAGGCGCCCGCUUACCCGCACGCGGCGCAUGUGGGCUCCUACUCCGCGCCGCCCUUCAACUCCCCCAGGGACUUCUUGUUUCGGAGCCGGGGCUUCGGCGACGCGGCGGCGGCGGCCGGCGGCGGCCAGCACGGGCUCUUCGGGGCUGCUGCUGCGGCGGCGGCGGCCACGGGCAGCCUGCACCACCCGCACGCCGAGGCGCAGAGCCACCUGCUGUUCCCGGGCAUCGGCGAGCAGCACGGCGCGCCCGGCUCGCCCAACGUGCUCAACGGGCAGAUGCGCCUGGGCUUGCCCGGAGAAGUCUUCGGCCGCUCGGACCAGUACCGCCAGGUGUCCAGCCCGCGCGCGGACCCUUACUCGGCGGCGCAGCUGCACGGCCAGUACGGGCCCAUGAACAUGAACAUGGGCAUGAACAUGGCGGCGCACCACGCGCACCACCCGCACCAUGCCCACCCGCACCAUGCCCACCCGCACCACCACCAUCACCACCACCACCCGGGGGCCUUCUUCCGCUACAUGCGCCAGCAGUGCAUCAAGCAGGAGCUCAUCUGCAAGUGGAUCGACCCCGAGCAGCUGAGCAGCCCCAAGAAGAGCUGCAACAAAACUUUCAGCACCAUGCACGAGCUGGUCACUCACGUCUCCGUGGAGCACGUCGGCGGGCCCGAGCAGAGCAAUCACAUCUGCUUCUGGGAGGAGUGUCCCCGCGAAGGGAAGCCCUUCAAGGCCAAGUACAAGCUGGUCAACCACAUCCGCGUGCACACGGGCGAGAAGCCCUUCCCGUGCCCCUUCCCCGGCUGCGGGAAGGUCUUCGCGCGCUCCGAGAACCUCAAGAUCCACAAAAGGACGCACACAGGCGAGAAGCCGUUCCAGUGCGAAUUCGAAGGCUGCGACCGACGCUUCGCUAACAGCAGCGACAGAAAGAAGCACAUGCACGUCCACACUUCGGACAAGCCCUAUCUCUGCAAGAUGUGCGACAAAUCCUACACCCACCCCAGCUCCUUGCGGAAACACAUGAAGGUCCACGAAUCCUCCCCGCAAGGCUCCGAGUCGUCGCCCGCGGCCAGCUCCGGCUACGAGUCGUCCACUCCGCCGGGCUUGGUGUCCCCCAGCGCAGAGACCCAAAGCACAGCCGCCAGCAACCUGUCCUCUGCAGCGGCCGCCGCGGCUGCUGCUGCCGCCGCCGCCGCUGCGGCCGCAGUCUCGGCGGUGCACCGGAGCAGCAACGGCGGAGCGGGAGGAGGCGGCGGCGGCGGGGGGAGCUCGGGCGGCGGCGGAGGGGGCAGCGGCGGCGGCGGAGGAGCGGGCAGCGGCGGAGCCAGCGCCAGCCACGGCGGCCUCACGUCCAACUUCAACGAGUGGUACGUCUGAAGAGGCCUCCUGGCCCCGCCGCCGCCGCCGCUCCAGCCAGAUGCCUCGAAAAUGAAGGAAGGAAGGAAGGAAGCCGCCGUCGAAGUCGCUCUCCGCCUUCCCUCUCUCUCUUUCUCCACCCCGCCGCCCCCUUUUGUUUGAACUGGGACAUCUUGAAGCAGCAGAAGGGAGAGAAAGAGAGAGAGAAAAUAAAAUCUUUUGAAAGAAAGAAAGAAAGAAAAGGAAGGAUUAAAAGCAGCCCAAGCGGUUCUACCCGCCACGGGACACCCGCUGCCUCCUGAGCCUUGCGGACAUUCAGUUCUGCCGCGAGGGGGGACCCCUGCCGCCCCUCCUGCCUCCAGCGCCUUGGGAACAAAAGAUCAGACACAAGGAGGGAGGACCCGUCGGUCCUGGGACCAGCCGGCCCCCAACCACCGCCUCCAUCCCCCUCGGACUCUCUGUGUACAUAGAGGAGUCUUCGCUCCUUCCGCCAAGGAGGUGGUAAUCAUAAAGUUUUCUCGGUGUAUAGAAAUUGGUCCACUUUGUGAACUAUGGAUUUGGUUCUUCCCUCCCGCCCCGCGCUUUCUCUCUUUCUCUCCCAGAAGUGAUGCUCUCUCUCAUUCUCUGCCUCCUGUCCUCUCUCUCUUGUUAGCUCCCCCCACCUUCUCUUUCUCUUUCCUUCUCUCUUUUUUAAAUUCACCCAUUUUUAAAGGGAAAGGGGGGGAAGUAAAGUGGAAGCAAAAUGGUUUCUUUUGUAAUUGUGGUAUUGAAUAUUGUGUUCCUUUUUUUAAAAAAAGAGGCAACUUUGAUUGUAAACUUCAUUCAGCUAUAGACUGGAAAGAUUUUAAAACAAACAAACAAAAAAACACACGUGCCAAAGUCUCCAUGCCGUUCUUCGAAACAAACCCAGAUUGAUUCCUCCUCCUCUUCCAAUGCUUGUGAAUGUAUUUUCUGUUAGCUGGAUUUACAUGUGAUGUUUUAGUGCAUUUUGCAAGUUCUAUUUGUUAGUUCCUGUUUGGAAGUUUGUGGGGAGGGGGAAAUAAACGUAGUGCCGUUAGGGAUUUUUUUCCGUAAUAACACCCUUCCUUGUGUAAAUAGCUGUUGCCAUAUUUAUCCAUUUGUAAUUAAAUUAUGGUAUUAACUUGCUACAGAGGAAACAGUAUUUAUAAAGAAUGUUUCUUAACUAUAAAUAUGUACAAUUGUGAGCAUAAACUGUUUCAGAAUUUUUUUAUUUGAAGGUUCAUGUGGUUUCAUCAUUUCUUGUGAUAUGUUUUUUUUUUGAGAGUAAUGCAUACAGAAAUAUAAUAAAAUGUGUUGAAACUGCA
Podarcis raffonei (Aeolian wall lizard) is the source of this 3556-nucleotide messenger RNA. It is a transcript of the gene ZIC2, whose product is annotated as Zic family member 2. The record is from RefSeq and is a predicted model, not a curated record. NCBI's taxonomy places the organism in Eukaryota, Metazoa, Chordata, Lepidosauria, Squamata, Lacertidae. Gene Ontology annotation, cellular component: nucleus. The transcript is spliced from 3 exons. Gene Ontology annotation, biological process: regulation of transcription by RNA polymerase II; central nervous system development. Bases 648 to 2252 code for a protein of 534 amino acids. Gene Ontology annotation, molecular function: DNA-binding transcription factor activity, RNA polymerase II-specific; RNA polymerase II cis-regulatory region sequence-specific DNA binding.